CAAAAGAUCUAAGUAAGUUGAGUGGCAAGCACGUUUUAUUAACGGUUCGCCAAAAUGCAGAUAUUCGUGAAAACUUUGACGGGUAAAACCAUUACCCUUGAAGUGGAAGCAUCGGAUACUAUUGAAAAUGUGAAAGCAAAAAUUCAGGAUAAAGAAGGAAUUCCACCCGAUCAGCAACGUCUCAUUUUUGCUGGAAAACAGUUAGAAGAUGGACGUACUCUGUCAGAUUAUAACAUUCAAAAAGAAUCUACUUUGCACCUUGUUUUGAGACUUCGUGGUGGUGUUAUUGAGCCUACCUUGCGUAUCCUUGCACAGAAGUACAAUUGUGAUAAAAUGAUUUGCAGAAAGUGUUAUGCUCGUCUUCAUCCACGUGCAACCAAUUGCCGUAAAAAGAAAUGUGGCCACACAAACAAUAUCCGACCAAAAAAGAAGCUGAAGUAA
Messenger RNA from Habropoda laboriosa, 441 nucleotides. It is a transcript of the gene RpL40, whose product is annotated as ubiquitin-60S ribosomal protein L40. The transcript is spliced from 3 exons. NCBI's taxonomy places the organism in Eukaryota, Metazoa, Arthropoda, Insecta, Hymenoptera, Apidae. Gene Ontology annotation, cellular component: cytoplasm; ribosome; nucleus. The record is from RefSeq and is a predicted model, not a curated record. Gene Ontology annotation, biological process: translation; protein ubiquitination; modification-dependent protein catabolic process. Gene Ontology annotation, molecular function: ubiquitin protein ligase binding; structural constituent of ribosome; protein tag activity. Bases 55 to 441 code for a protein of 128 amino acids.